This is a messenger RNA of Suillus subaureus, 1044 nucleotides long. RefSeq names its product aquaporin-like protein. The record is from RefSeq and is a predicted model, not a curated record. Bases 1 to 1044 code for a protein of 347 amino acids. Lineage: Eukaryota; Fungi; Basidiomycota; Agaricomycetes; Boletales; Suillaceae. Gene Ontology annotation, molecular function: glycerol channel activity; water channel activity. Gene Ontology annotation, cellular component: plasma membrane. The transcript has 10 exons. Gene Ontology annotation, biological process: glycerol transmembrane transport; water transport.
AUGUCGUCCUCAAAAAUUCUUCUCAGUGACAUUGCCCCAAGACCUCGCUGGAUGACCUCUUGGGAAAGGCUCAAACACAAGGAGCUACACUGGCUCGUGGAAGUCGUUGCAGAAAUGAUGGGGGUCUUUCUUUACGUCUAUGCCGGCCUGGGAGCCACCGCUGCGUUUGUUGUAGGAACUAUCGGAGGGAACGAUGGAAUAGGAUCGUUGUUUACUGUUGGCUUCGCCUACGCCAUCGGUGUCGUAUUUGCCAUCUCGCUUUGCGCUGCGACCUCAGGAGGCCACUUCAAUCCAGCCGUCACAAUCUCAUCUGUUAUCUACCGAGACUUUCCCAAGCGCAAAGCAGUCAGAUAUAUCAUUGCCCAGGUUCUGGCAGGUUACAUCACCUGUUUGAUCGUCUAUGUCCAAUGGAAAGAUCUGCUUGUGGGUGCGGAGAAAAUUCUGAUUGAAAAAGGCUUGUACGACAGCGUGAUGUUCUCCAGCGGUGGGCCAGCUGGUGUGUUCGGUUUAUACGUCGCCCCUGGGAUGAACCUGGCUCGCGUGUUUAUGAAUGAAUUCGUCACUGACUUCCUCAUCGGUUUGGUCAUUUGGGGCACUCUUGACCCCACGAACCAGAUGGUCCCACCAGCAGCCGCACCUUGGCUCGUCGGGAUGGCAUACGGUCUUGCAGUCUGGGGGUACUCACCUACCGCAAUCGCUGCCAAUACUGCCCGUGACGUCGGUGGACGCCUCAUGGUCAUAACCAUCUGGGGACUGAAAGCCUCAGGAGGAAGAUAUGCGGCCAUCGCCGCCCUGACGAAUAUCCCAGCCACAGUUUUCGCCGCUACGGUCUAUGAACUGUUUUUGGGAUCUGCCACGCGCACACUUACAGCGCACCACAUCCAUUUCCUUCGCGCUCACAAACAGUACUACGAGGACAACAAACUCGCUCCGUAUGGGUACCUUGAAGCACUUAACCCACGAUGCGGCCAAUCGGAAUCAUUCGAGUCAGGCAUUGGGGAAAAAGUGCGAGACAGUCGGAUCGAGACUGUCUCUCAAGCUUGA